GCGUGGGUCUGGCGCGUUGGGACCUGGCGUGUACGUAGCGGGCCUGUGGUGGCCUCAGGUGCGCGCAGGAACGAUGCUGACUCCGGCGUUCGAGCUGAGCCAGGACCCCGAGUCCCUCACGAUUGCCAUCCGCGUGCCCCACGCGCGCAUCUCCGAGUUUGACGUUUACUUCGAAGGGGUGGACUUCAAGUUCUAUGCCAAGCCGUACUUUCUGAGACUAACACUUCCUGGAAGGAUUGUAGAAACUGGAACUGAGCAGGGAUCCUACGAUGCAGAUAAAGGAAUUUUUACCAUUCGAUUGCUCAAGGAAACUCCUGGCCAAUAUUUUGAGGGGCUGAACAUGUUAACUGCUCUUCUGGCCCCAAGAAAAUCCAGGUCGGCCAAACCGCUUGUGGAAGAAAUAGGUGCUUCUGGGGUUUCUGAGGAAGGAGCUGAAGAUGAGGAUGAAGACUUUGACUGGGAAAUUGAGCAGACUCCCUAUGAAGAGGUCUCAGAAAGUACCCUGCAAUCACAGUGUCACUAUGGAUUUGGAAACCUGCGAGCAGGUGUGGUUCAGCGGUUACAGGAUGAGCUGAAUGAGGUUAUUGAUAUUAAGGAUCCAGAUUUCACUCCUGCAACUGAACGAAGGCAGAAACGCCUUGCUGCUGAGCUGGCUAAAUUUGAUCCAGAUCAUUAUCUAGCUGACUUCUUUGAAGAUGAGGCGGUCGAGCAGAUUUUGAAGUACAAUCCAUGGUGGAAUGAUGUACACGCAGAAAUGAUGGCCUCUUUGGGAAAGAGCCAAGAGCAAGGAGCUGAUGCUGCAUUAGUGUCUUUUUCAGAAGAGGAAAAAUAUCAGCUUCGGAAAUUUGUGAAUAAGUCUUACCUGCUGGACAGGACAGCUCACCGUCAAGUAUACUACAGUUUAGUUGACAUUCUUCUGGCCUAUUGCUAUGAAGUCCGCGUCACUGAAGGAGAGUACAACGUUGAGUCUGCAUGGACUAUCAGAAAGCUCAGCCCAACACUCUGCUGGUUUGAGACUUGGACAGACGUUCAUGAAAUCCUGGUGUCUUUUGGAAGGAGAGUCUUGUGCUAUCCACUUUAUCGUCAUUUCAAGCUGGUGAUGAAAGCCUACAGAGAUACUAUAAAGAUACUGCAACUAGGUAAGAGUGCAGUCUUAAAGUGUCUCCUGGAUGUUCACAAAAUCUUUCGGGAAAAUGACCCAGCAUACAUUUUGAAUGAUCUCUACAUCUCAGACUACUGUGUAUGGAUUCAGAAGGCCAAGUCCAAAAAGUUGGCUGCCCUCGCAGAAGCCUUGAAAGGAGUCUCUCUCAGUAAGGACCAGCUGGGGUUAGAGCUACUGGAACUGGAAGCCGCCGCACUUCUGGUGCAGGAGGAAGAAACUGCCGGAAAAGCGCCCCAGUGUAGCCUCACACAGCAGGCUUCAGGUCCCAGUCCUGAGCCCAGUGACUCAGACAGCACCUCAUCAUCUGGCACAGAAGACUCAGCUUCAGAGGAAGAGGAGCUUGUUGGGAUUCAGCCCUCAACGCUCACUUCUCUGCAAGCCCCCCUUUUGGAAGAGGACAGUGCCCUGAUCAUCAGGAAUAGUGGGCUUUGCACAAACAUGGCCACCCAGGGAUGUGAAGUCAGUCAAGGGCGGCCACUGGCCUCUUCCCGGGCUCCUCUGAUAGAGGAGAUUGGAGAUGAUGGGCUCUGCAGAAACAUGGCCAUUUCCCGGGCUCCUCUGCUGGAGGAGAUUGGAGAUGGUGGACUCUGCACAAACAUGGCCUCUUCCCAGGCUCCUCUGCUGGAGGAGAUUGGAGAUGGUGGGCUCUGCACAAACAUGGCCUCUUCUCAGGCUCCUCUGCUGGAGGAGAUUGGAGAUGGUGGCCUCUGCAGAAACAUGACCACCCAGGGGUGUGAAGACAGUCAAGAGCAGCCACUGGCCUCUUCCCGGGCCUCUCUGAUAGAGGAGAUUGGAGAUGGUGGACUCCGCACAAAUAUGGCUACUUCCCAGGCCCCUCUGAUAGACAAUGUUGGAGACAAGCUGAAGACCGUGCUUUGGGUUUCCACACCCCAUGGUGUAAGUGCUGGAAGCCACAGCAGUAUGCAGGGUGGAGAGGAGAGGAGACAGGUGCCGUGUGAUUGACUCAAUUGGCUGACUCAUUAUGAGGAACUAGGUCAGCAAGACUUUCAUAUAGAAGUAGAAUUUCUGCUUUUCAUUGUGUACUUUUUCUGUGUGGAUAUAGGAUAUUGCUUUUCAGUGAGCUAACAUUUUUGAAUUUUUUAUUUUGCAACUUGAAAAAAUAAAGUCCUGAAGUAUUCUUUCCAAGGUGUAAGUAAUAUUUAAAACUGAAGACCAUAAUUCUAUUAGGUAUUGUGUAGAGCUCUGGAGCAGUGGUUCUCAACCUUCCUAAUCCUGUCACCCUUUAAUACAGUUCCUUGUGGUAACUCCCCCAACCGUAAAAUUAUUUUGUUGCUAUGUUACAACUGUAAUUUUGUUACUGUUAUGAAUCAUAAAUAUCUGAUAUGCAAGAUCUCUGAUGUGCAACCCCAAAGGGGCCAUGACCCACAGGUUGAAAACCACUGCUGUGGGCAGCUGACAGGUAGUACAUUUGGAGUGUACACUGAGAAAUGCUAGCAAGUGAAGAUACCAGGUGAAAUGCUCACUGCAGUCAGGGUAAUGAAUUUCCCUAUCAUUUCCAGCUGUCCUUGGACCAUUUGACACCCCUUUCUCUGAGCCAGAUGCCACCCACCUGUGUCCCCUAAGCAACCACUAAUCUUCUGUGUCUUAAGCCAGCGGCUUGCAUUGCACAUAAACUAAAGCAGGAAGUAUGCCCUUUUGGUCAGGCUCAUUCCACUGCACAUAACUAUUGUGAGAUCGAUGGGUACACUAAUGUGUGCCGAGUCUUUUGUGUUGUUUUCAGAGUAUGGAGACCAUUUCUUGGAGUAGCUUUGUGCAUUCACCCAGUGAUGGACAUUUGAAGUUGCUGCCAUUGUUUUGACUGUUAAUAAAAUUAUUGUAAGCCU
Messenger RNA from Psammomys obesus (fat sand rat), 3006 nucleotides. RefSeq names its product SHQ1, H/ACA ribonucleoprotein assembly factor (gene Shq1). The record is from RefSeq and is a predicted model, not a curated record. Lineage: Eukaryota; Metazoa; Chordata; Mammalia; Rodentia; Muridae. The coding region runs from base 74 to 2125 and encodes 683 amino acids. The transcript is spliced from 11 exons. Gene Ontology annotation, cellular component: cytoplasm; nucleoplasm. Gene Ontology annotation, biological process: box H/ACA snoRNP assembly.